This is a messenger RNA of Styela clava, 2691 nucleotides long. The record is from RefSeq and is a predicted model, not a curated record. NCBI's taxonomy places the organism in Eukaryota, Metazoa, Chordata, Ascidiacea, Stolidobranchia, Styelidae.
CUUUGAAUGGUUAUCAAUAGCAUAUCCUCCAUGUUAUGACUAUAUUUGGACUGCUUUUCUUGAAAAAUGGCUGAUCAAGACCAACCACAAGAGGAAGCUAACGUUGUGAACAUUCAAGAUGCACAAAUCAAUGAACUGUAUGCAGCCAUUGUGAAUCGGCUUCAUGCUCAGGCAGACAUAGUUCAAGUGGGUGACAUUCAGCAAGCUCAUGCAGAGUUUAUUCAUGCAGACAAUGUUCAGAACCUCCAUGUGCACUAUGACAAUAAUGUUCUGCACCCUCCAGCUGCACCACAACCUCAAGUACAAGCUGAUGAAGCUUCUCCCAGGACUAUGCAAGAAGAAAUGCCGUCGACUUCAGAUGAAACUACAAGAGCUCAAAGAAUGAAGGGAUCCACUGAUGCCAAACUUGCCUCAGAUGAUUUUCCUUGUCCGGUCUAUGAAGUGGUGCCUAUACCAUCAAGAAAGCGUAAAAGAAAAGGAAAUGGGAAAAAGGCGAAAAAGGAAAAAAGAAAGCAAUGGAAAAAAUUCAUCAAUUAUUUCAACAAGAGAACCUUUGCGCAAACAAAGGUGAACAUCACAGAAGAUUACAAACAGCUAAACUUAAACGAACCGGACUUUGAAGUAAAUCCCCAACUAAGAGAAGUGCCACUUUUCUACAGAGGAGAAAUGGCCCCCAAGACUAGGCAAUAUAAUAUCGAGACUGGAUUCACUGUUAAAGCAAAUGAAGAAAAAGUUGGAAAACCUAUUUCUCAGAAUGAACUCAUAGAACAAUUAGGCAACAAAAAAUACAGGUAUAUUGCCAUAUUGGGACAGGCAGGGGGCGGGAAAUCAACAAGUAUGAAACGCCUCGCACGAACACUUCAUAUCAUAAACAAAUUAGGAGAAGAAGCCCAAGCCGAUGAAGCAUUGCAGCUGGAACAUCGCUUUGAAUUUAUUCAUCACUUGAACAUCAAAGAUAUCCCCGUUUUGAAAGGAACUACACGAGAUGAAGCCAUCAGUCCAUGUGAACUUCUUUUUGGGAAAGAAGCUUCAGGACUCUCACCACAAGAAUUGAAAGACGGCUAUGAACGGCUGCAACAAAAUCAAUCAAAGUCAAUUCUUUUCCUUGACGGACUUGAUCAAGCAACUUGGAGUCUUCUGGGAAAACACAACAAGAUGAAAUAUACUGAUAAAUCUAGCACAGCAACUGUCAUGUACAAUAUCAUAACAGGCAAUCUCUUUCCUGACAUGACGAUCGUGAUUUCUUCGCGCGAGUUCAGAGUGGCAUCACUCCCAUCAGAAUUGAGGCCGCAAUUCAUAACUGCCCUUGCUGGUCUGGCUCAAAAUGAUAUCAAGCGUUUGUUCAUUGCAAUUAUAGGAGACAGCGGUGAAAAAGCUUGGGAGAAAUUAACAAUGCAGUCGCCCGCACUUAUCCCGUUAUCAUCUGUUCCUCUUUUUCUAAUAUUCAAUGCAAUCGUUUGCAAGGACAACCCAGAUAAUCCACCAGAUACUAUGACUGAGGUAAUGCUGCAAAUCCUCCACAUCUUCAUACGAUCCGCUCAUGCCCGUAAAAAGGAAAAAAUUGAAGAAACACUCCAGAAACUAAUGCAAAUGUCAUUCGAAGGCACAAAAGAAAAUCGAGUCAUUUUCACAAUCAAGGAUCUCGAAAAAGUAAAGCUUAGUCCUCUUGAGGUUCAGGACUUUGUCAUCAAGGUACCUGGGAAAAAUAUGUUCAACCAGCAUCUCAUGGAAGGAGACCAUCUAAUGUUCUUCAGCCAUCAAAUCUUUCAAGAAGUAUUAUCCGCUCUCUAUAUUUCAAGCAUGGAUUCUACUACGUUUCGCACCUUUAUCGAAACUGAGAUUCGAGACGAUCAUUGGGCAGUUGUUCGUCGUUUUCUAAGUGGAAUCAUUCUGAAUCCUGAUAUUGAAAGCAGUCUCAUAACAAAUCUUUCUUCUGGUGCCAGACAAGAUGAUAAAAGAGAGGUUCUAAGAAAAUUUCUCAAAUCUCAAUCAAGUCAAAAAAUGAAAUUGUAUGAAAAGUUGGAGCUGUUUGCGACAUUAUACGAAGCUAAUGACACCGAUCUUAUUCGUUCCUGCAUCAAGGACAUCAAUUUUUCUAACACAUCCUUCACUACAGUCGGAAUGCAUGCAAUGUCAUCGGUUAUGCGACGUUGCAGCCAACUAGAUCAGCUGAAUAAACUAGAAGUCAGUUAUAACGAGAACCUUGGAACGGAUGGUUUUGGUGAACUUGGAUUAGUUGUUACACAAUGCCAGGUAAAGACAUUUGAUGCUGGGAAUUGCAAUCUGACAGCAGAAGAAAUAAAAGCUUUUAAAGAAAACACUGGCAAUGCAAAGCUGAAUAAACUAGAUGUCACUAGAAACAAGAACCUUGGAACCGAUGGUUUUGGUGAACUUGGAUUAGUUGUUACACAAUGCCAGGUAAAGAGAUUUGAUGCUGGUAAAUGCAAUCUGACAGCAGAAGGAAUAAAAGCUUUUAAAGAAAACACUGGAAAUGCAAAGCUAAAGAGUCUGGAUCUGAGUGGGAACAAAGUCAGCAGACUCGGAGAUGAAGGAUUAUCUACAAUCAGGGAAAUUGUUCAUCAAUGUCAGGUUAAAAUAUUGUGGAUGUGGGAAUGCAACUUCAACCCUGAUCAGUUGGAAGGAUUCAAAGAAUCAAUCACUGAUACCGAUGUCGACUUCUUUAACAGCUAG